Calliphora vicina (urban bluebottle blowfly) is the source of this 2379-nucleotide messenger RNA. Its product is annotated as transmembrane protease serine 9-like. Bases 25 to 2340 code for a protein of 771 amino acids. The transcript is spliced from 3 exons. Lineage: Eukaryota; Metazoa; Arthropoda; Insecta; Diptera; Calliphoridae. The record is from RefSeq and is a predicted model, not a curated record. Gene Ontology annotation, molecular function: serine-type endopeptidase activity. Gene Ontology annotation, biological process: proteolysis.
UCCAUAGUUUACUAAUUCAUUAGUAUGUUGAAGUUUGUGAUUUUAUUGUCGGUCGUUGCUUGUGCUUUGGGUGCUGCCGUGCCUGAGGGUAUGCUGCCUCAAUUGGAUGGUCGCAUUGUUGGCGGUGCUGCUACCACCAUCAGCUCCUUCCCUUGGCAAAUCUCCCUCCAUCGUAGUGGCUCUCAUUCUUGCGGUGGUUCCAUCUACAACUCAAAGAUUAUUGUGACUGCUGCCCAUUGCUUGCAAUCCGUUUCUGCCUCCGUCUUGAAAGUCCGCGCUGGUUCUACCUACUGGAACUCCGGUGGUGUUUUGGUCAAUGUUGCUGCUUUCAAAACCCACGAAGGUUACAACUCUCGCACCAUGGUCAACGAUAUUGCCGUCAUCCGUUUAAGCUCUUCCUUGACUAUGUCCUCUACCAUUAAGCCUAUUGAGUUGGCUACUAUUGCUCCCCCUACUGGUGCCGCUGCUUCCGUUUCUGGUUGGGGUACCACUUCAUCUGGCGCUUAUGGCAUCCCUAGUGAAUUGAGGUACGUCGAUGUUGAAAUUCUUAGCACCUCCGCUUGCGCUUCCUCCACUUACGGUUAUGGCUCCGAAAUCAAACCCAGCAUGAUCUGCGCCUACACUGUCGGCAAAGACGCUUGCCAAGGUGAUUCUGGUGGUCCAUUGGUAUCUGGUGGACGUUUGGUUGGUGUUGUCUCUUGGGGUUAUGGUUGCGCUUUUACUAACUACCCUGGUGUCUACGCUGAUGUUGCCGUUCUCCACUCCUGGGUUGAGAACACAGCUGCCACUUUUAGUAUGUUGAAGUUUGUGAUUUUAUUGUCGGCCAUUGCUUGUGCUUUGGGUGCUGCCGUGCCUGAGGGUAUGCUGCCUCAAUUGGAUGGUCGCAUUGUUGGCGGUGAAGCUACCUCCAUCAGCUAUGUCCCUUGGCAAAUCUCUCUCCAACGUAGUGGCUCUCACUCUUGCGGUGGUUCCAUCUACAACUCAAAGAUUAUUGUGACUGCUGCCCAUUGCUUGCAAUCCGUCUCUGCCUCUGUAUUGAAGAUUCGUGCUGGUUCUUCCUACUGGAAUUCAGGUGGUGUUGUUGUCAGUGUUGCUGCUUUCAAAAACCACGAAGGUUACAAUCCUCGCACCAUGGUUAACGAUAUUGCCGUCAUCCGUUUGAGCUCCUCCUUGACUAUGUCCUCCACCAUUAGACCUAUCGAUUUGGCUACUUCUGCUCCUCCUACCGGCGCUGCUGCUUCUGUUUCUGGCUGGGGUACCACCUCUUCUGGCGGUUACGGCAUCCCUACUCAAUUGAGAUAUGUCGAUGUUGAAAUUCUUAGCACCUCCUCCUGCGCAUCCUCCACUUAUGGUUAUGGCUCCGAAAUUCAACCCAGCAUGAUCUGCGCCUACACUGUCGGCAAAGAUGCUUGCCAAGGUGACUCUGGUGGCCCAUUGGUAUCUGCUGGACGUUUGGUUGGUGUUGUCUCCUGGGGCUAUGGUUGCGCUUUUGCCAACUACCCUGGUGUCUAUGCUGAUGUUGCCGUUCUCCGCACCUGGGUUGUAAACACUGCUUCCACUUUGAUUAGUAUGUUGAAGUUUGUGAUUUUAUUGUCCGCCAUUGCUUGUGCUUUGGGUGCUGCCGUGCCUGAGGGUAUGCUCCCUCAAUUGGAUGGUCGCAUUGUUGGCGGUGAAGCUACCACCAUUAGCUCCUUCCCUUGGCAAAUCUCCCUCCAACGUAGUGGUUCUCACUCUUGCGGUGGUUCCAUCUACAGCUCCAACAUCAUUGUGACUGCUGCUCACUGCUUGCAAUCCGUAUCUGCCUCUGUAUUGAAGAUUCGUGCUGGUUCUACCUACUGGAACUCCGGUGGUGUUUUGGUCAGUGUUGCUGCUUUCAAAACCCACGAAGGUUACAACUCUCGCACCAUGGUCAACGAUAUUGCCGUCAUCCGUUUGAGCUCUUCCUUGACUAUGUCCUCUACCAUUAAAGCUAUAGAGUUGGCUACUACUACUCCCCCUAAUGGUGCUGCUGCUUCCGUUUCUGGCUGGGGUACUACUUCAUCUGGCGCUUACGGCAUCCCUACUCAAUUGAGAUGCAUCGAUGUUGAAAUUCUCAGCAACUCCAUCUGCGCUUCCCCCACUUACGGUUAUGGUGCCGAAAUCAAACCAAGCAUGAUCUGUGCCUACACUUUCGGCAGAGAUGCUUGCCAAGGUGACUCUGGUGGCCCUUUGGUCUCUGGUGGACGUUUGGUUGGUGUUGUCUCUUGGGGCUAUGGUUGUGCCGCUGCUAACUACCCUGGUGUGUACGCUGAUGUUGCCGUUCUCCACUCCUGGGUUGAGACCACAGCUUCCACUUUGUAAAUUUCGAUGUUUAAUAAAAAUUAUUUAAAAAUUUAGAAA